GGUUACUAGGGCAAUUUGCCGGAAGCUCAGGGUUCCGUGUAGGUCUCUUGGGGACCUCCUCUGCUCAGUGUCCCGGGCCCGCAGUGGCUGCAUGAGAUGUCUUCCCCGCAGGCCCCAGAAGAUAAGCAGGGCGGCGGUCACAACGGCGAUCCCCCCGGGGACCUCCGUAGCGUCCUGGUCACCAGCGUGCUCAAUCUCGAGCCGCUGGACGAGGAUCUCUUCAGAGGAAGGCAUUACUGGGUGCCCGUCACCAAGCGACUGUUUGGGGGUCAGAUCGUGGGCCAGGCCCUGGUGGCUGCAGCCAAGUCUGUGAGUGAAGACGUCCACGUGCACUCCCUGCAUUGCUAUUUUGUUCGGGCAGGGGACCCGAAGGUGCCAGUGCUGUACCAGGUGGAGCGGACGCGAACAGGGUCAAGCUUCUCAGUGCGGUCCGUGAAGGCUGUGCAACAUGGCAAGCCCAUCUUCAUCUGCCAGGCCUCCUUCCAGCAAAUCCAGCCCAGCCCCGUGCAGCACCAGUUCUCCAUGCCCACUGUGCCACCCCCGGAAGAGCUGCUUGACUACGAGGACUUCAUUGACCAGUAUUUAAGGGACCUUAACCUCCAGGAGAAGCACUCAGUGGUGCUGAACAGAAUUGCUGCCCGGGAGGUACCCAUCGAGAUCAAGCCAGUAAACUCACCCACCUUGAACCAGCUGGAGCCUAAACAGAUGUUCUGGGUGCGAGCCCGGGGCUAUAUUGGGGAGGGCGACAUCAAGAUGCACUGCUGCGUGGCCGCCUAUAUCUCGGACUAUGCCUUCCUGGGUACUACACUGCUGCCCCACCUGUGGCAGUAUAAGGUGCACUUCAUGGUCUCGCUGGACCACUCUAUGUGGUUCCACGCCCCCUUCCGAGCUGACCACUGGAUGCUCUAUGAGUGCGAGAGCCCCUGGGCUGGUGGUUCUCGGGGGCUGGUCCAAGGACGGCUGUGGCGUCGGGACGGAGUCCUGGCUGUGUCCUGUGCCCAGGAGGGCGUGAUCCGAGUAAAGCCCCAGGUCUCAAAGAGCAAGUUAUAACCAGAGGCACCACUUGGCCGGCAGCUUCAAGGACCUACCUCCCUUCCACCACCGCUCCUAAGGCAGGAGUUACAGUCCUCCUGGCCCUCAAAUCCAAUAAAGAGACUGAUAGCACUGGA
This is a messenger RNA of Propithecus coquereli (Coquerel's sifaka), 1169 nucleotides long. RefSeq names its product acyl-CoA thioesterase 8 (gene ACOT8). The record is from RefSeq and is a predicted model, not a curated record. Gene Ontology annotation, molecular function: fatty acyl-CoA hydrolase activity. Bases 97 to 1050 code for a protein of 317 amino acids. The transcript has 6 exons. Gene Ontology annotation, biological process: acyl-CoA metabolic process; fatty acid catabolic process. Gene Ontology annotation, cellular component: peroxisomal matrix. NCBI's taxonomy places the organism in Eukaryota, Metazoa, Chordata, Mammalia, Primates, Indriidae.